Parathielavia appendiculata is the source of this 584-nucleotide messenger RNA. RefSeq lists its product as uncharacterized. Lineage: Eukaryota; Fungi; Ascomycota; Sordariomycetes; Sordariales; Chaetomiaceae. The transcript has 3 exons. The coding region runs from base 279 to 584 and encodes 101 amino acids. Gene Ontology annotation, cellular component: mitochondrion. The record is from RefSeq and is a predicted model, not a curated record.
UUUGACAAUUCACUUGUUGAAACCCCCUGAACAUGGCACCAUGCCCGCUGUGGACUACCAUAGCUCCCCCUGGGUGGGGCUACCAUGAAGUCUCGCAGCUGCAGCGCGUCUUUUGCCAGCCGAAAUCUCAGCUUGGACGGGGCGAGCAGUUCAACAUUCAUGGCAUCCAGUCCUCUUAUCAGAUUUGAGCAUUGGCAGCCCUGGAUGAUUCCUACCCAAAAACGGACUCUAGUUUGCGCUUUACUUUUCGAAUCCCUUCUAAAUUCCAGCCAUAUUUGAUGCGCCCUCUCUCCUUGUCGUGGCGGUCUCUUCGCACGUAUGCGACUGACCGAAAAUCUCGAAUCGGUCCCGUGCUGAGCCUGGAGCAUUUCGUCCAACGGGCACGCGCACUCGCCUUCUACCGCUCCAUCCUCCGCAGCACGCGCCACAUCGCCGACCCCCAAACCCGCGCCGAGACGCGCAAGUUUGUGCGGGACGAGUUUGAGCGGCAUCGAGGCGUCACGGAUAUUGACCAUAUCCGCUACCUCUUGUCGACAGGCAAGACGGAAUGGGAGAGCAUGGAGAGGUAUAUUAACGGCUUGUAG